This is a messenger RNA of Penicillium riverlandense, 708 nucleotides long. RefSeq lists its product as uncharacterized. The record is from RefSeq and is a predicted model, not a curated record. NCBI's taxonomy places the organism in Eukaryota, Fungi, Ascomycota, Eurotiomycetes, Eurotiales, Aspergillaceae. Bases 1 to 708 code for a protein of 235 amino acids. The transcript is spliced from 2 exons.
AUGAGCGAUGAGGGGCCCCUACACAUGGCCAAAACGUCUACCGAGACUGAUUUAGAAAAAUCAGGAAAUAUCUAUGCUCUUCAGAAAUAUCGGUAUGAACAGUGGUGGGAAUAUCCAACUAAGAUUGAUUUUUCCGCGUUGCUCGAGACUGAAGUCGUGCUUCGUGAAAUUGCUCAGCGCGAGAUGGCCGUCAGAGACAAGCUCAACAGGAUCAUCGGGGAAAAUAUCGAGAAAGGCAAGGGGAACCGCAACGUGACUCUCGUUCAAGGCUUACAGGGGAAGCUGUCAAAGCUUGCAAAGCAAUACUGGCUUUUGGAACGGCUUUGGUGGGAAAUUCGGAGUGCAUAUAAGGACUGCCCGAUGACCCGAGGGUUCGACUUGUGGCGCUCGCACCCGAAGUGGGCAGGUCUAACGGACACCACCGUCCGCGUCGCCAAGGGCAAGGUCGACGAGAAGAUUGACAACAAGCCCCCGCCCGUCCCCAUCAGAAACCCCUUUAGGGAGAUGAAAGACAUGUCUGGCGCCGCCGUCGCGAGCGUGGCUCGCUACUUCGAUACCAAUGUGGACUUGGAGAACCCGUUCUACGAGCCGGUCUACAUUCCUGGACGUAAGCAUCGGUCCGAUGACCGACCGCCGUCUAGCGGUACCCUUAGCCGUAUCGAGAGGGCUGGGUGGAUGGACGAAACACAUACUAACAAUUUAAAUUAG